This is a messenger RNA of Neodiprion fabricii, 4218 nucleotides long. RefSeq lists its product as uncharacterized. The transcript has 2 exons. NCBI's taxonomy places the organism in Eukaryota, Metazoa, Arthropoda, Insecta, Hymenoptera, Diprionidae. Bases 159 to 3602 code for a protein of 1147 amino acids. The record is from RefSeq and is a predicted model, not a curated record.
CAAUACCAGAAGAAUUAUCAGACUUUUAUUCUACCCUUCUUGGUGGAUGUAACCAAAAACGAAAGACUGGCCAAAAAUGUUCUCGUCUAGUUCGUUCUUAUUGUCAAGAUGUUAUUUUCGGAGUUCAUGAUGGUCGAGUUAAAACGUCGAAGCAUAUCAUGUUAGGUAUGACUCUAAAAAGCUUAACAAGCAGCAGAAAAAUAAUUGACAUUAUAAACAGAUAUGGACACUGCAUUAGUUAUCAAGGCGUUGAAGAAUUAGAAACUGAAACUACAUUUACAUCAAUGAAAAAGUCUAGCUUAUGUCCAGAAAAAAUUAAAAAAAAACCAGAGCUUUUUACUGGUGUGGCAUACGAUAAUUUUGAUCGUUUCGUUGAAACUUCUAGUGGUAAGGAUACUUUACACGACACAGUCGGAAUAAUAUACCAGAAUAUCGAUGCAGAUACAACUGACGAGCCUGAGAUGUCCGAAGUUUCAAGUGAAAAUACUUCGCCAAAUAAAAAAAGAAGAAGAAGAACAUUUGAUGAAAUAAAUAUAGAUGAAAUGCCAUACCCUAAGAAACCCAAAAUGACGAGUGAGUUACAAUUAUCAGUUGAUGAUAUAGAAUGUAUGAACUCUCAAAUAAACACGGAAAUUGACAACAUAUGGAUGAUUAGUCACGCUUUAGAAUUACCUGACGUACCUAUGUGGGUUGGUUUCAAUAGUCGGAUUGAUGAUCAAGAUAGUCCACAACAACAUAUAUCUUACUUGACGCCGAUAAAUGCAUCUCCAACCAGUACAUCAAUCGUAUUAGAAACUAUGAAACAAAGCCAAAAAAUAGCUGAAGAUUUACAGCAACCCUACAUACAGGUAACCUACGAUCUAGCUAUAGCUAAAGUAGCGUUACAAAUACAAGCUACAGAAAAUCCAACAUUUGAUAAUUUAUUCAUUCAUUUAGGACCAUUUCAUAUAAUGAUGGCUUACUUCAAAGCUAUCGGUAAAGUAAUUAGUGAUUGUGGGUUGACUACGGUAAUGGUUGAGAGUAGUUUGCUGGCAAACGGUUCAGUUAAUGGGUUUUUAGAUGGAAAACACUUUAAUCGCUGCAAAAGAUUGCAUCCUUUAGUAGCAUUAGGACUAGAAAUACUACAUUUUAAGUCAUUUUUACAAAAUGAUAACAUUACUUUAACUGAGGAUAUAAUAGAUGAAGUUAAGAGACUCCAAAAUUGUAAAAUUUCUUUGUUUGAAAUUGAAAAUGAUGGCCUUAAAGAGCUGAUGAAUAACUACGGUAUCUACAAACAACAAACCCUUAACGGGGAGCAUGGUAAAACGUCACAAUUUUAUCUAAUAUAUAUAAACCUUAUACAUCAUUACUUGGACUUAUCUCGAAGUAUUCGUACUGGAAAUUUUCAACUCUUUAAAUCAGUGUUACCUAAAAUUACAAGCAUUUUUUUUGUAUUGAAUCAACAAAACUAUGCUAGGUGGAGCGUCAAAUAUUAUGAUAGUCUACUGAGAGUUGAUAAAACUCAUCCUGAUUUGUAUGAAGGAUUCCUAAAAGGCUGUUUUGGAAUUAAAAGAACUACCAAGCCAUUUUCGAGACAACCUAUUGACCUGGUUCUAGAGCAAACUAUAAAUGCAGAAGCUGCAAGAAGGCUGACAGGUGUUAUACACUUCACUAACUCAAUUUCGGCGCGACAACGGUGGGCUCGAAACCAUGAUGUAAGAUCUACAAUUAUAAGUCAAGUUUAUCUUGAACUUGGACUACAAAAACAUCAAGAUAUUUCAACAGAUUUGAAUCCCCAUAAUAUCAGGAAAAACGCCAAACAACUACAACAAUUUGUCGCAACUUUCGAUCAAUUUAUCAAUCCUUUUAGUUUAGAAGUUCCCAAAGACCAAUUAGUAAAUAUUUCAUCAGGAAAGUCCGCAUCACUGCCAGUAGAAGAAUUUCUAUUAAAUUUAGAAGCUAAUGGCGAUAGCCUCCGAAGAACAUUCAUUUCUGAAUGCCAAUCUGAUAUUACGCGAUUUGAAAAAGCUAUUAAAAAAACAUCUAUUAAUAAUUUUUCUAAAGAUUAUGAAAAAAAAAAAAUUAAAGUCGGUGGAAAAAUUCAAGAAGUUAAAAUUCAAAGGGAUUUAUUUGGACGUAUGCUGGGAAUCUCAAUGGAUUACAGCAUUGACAUUUCAAAAAUCUUAUCCUACCCGAUUACUUCAGUACCAUUGUCAAUGUGUCAUUUGGAUGGGACCAUUUGCAAGACCGAUAAAUCUGCUUUGAUGAAAUGUUUAGAGAAAGAGGUCGAGCAUGAAGAGCCAUCUCAAAUUGAUAUUCUAAUAAUUGACGGUUUCUUUUUGUUACAUACUAUGAAAAAUGUUCCUAGAAAAUUUGGAGGCAUUUCUAAAAAAAUGUUGCAGAUGGUAACUCAAUUAAAAGCGUCAAGAAUUGAUGUCAUUUUCGACCAGUAUUUUACCCCAUCGAUAAAAGGAUACGAACGUUCUAUGCGAUUUGAAUCUGCACAAUUGGAGUAUACUAUUGCUGGGCCUGAACAAGUCCGUCCUAGUGACUUUGUCAAAGAAUUAAAAAAUUCUAAUUUCAAAGAAGCUCUAGUUGAUUUUUUUAUUUUACACUGGGCUUCUGACGAAAUGGCGCCGUUUAUUGGCAAUAAAAUAAUACAUAUAAAUUUCAGAAAAUGUCAUUCGUUUACUGUUAAUGAGGCCAACAAAGUGAUGUCAAGUAUAAAUGAGGAAUUGUCUUGCCCAGAGCAUGAAGAAGCAGACAACAAAAUAGUGUACCACGCGUGUAAAAUUAACUACGAAGCAAAUAUUGUGAUUCGAACUGUUGACACCGAUGUUGCUGCUAUAAUGCUAAGUCAUAUGCAUCGUCUUAAUGAUGGAUCACAUGUUUGGAUGCUUACAGGAGCUGGAAAUAAUUUAAGAUAUGUGGACCUAACUAAAAUACACGCCAAAUUAGGAGAAUCUAUUUGCAGAAGCUUACCUGGACUACACGCUUUCACAGGAUGUGAUUACAAUCCUGCAUUUUACAGAAAAGCAAAAUUGAAACCGUAUAAAUUGUUAAAAAAAUAUGUAGAAUUUCAACUAGCAUUCAUGAAGUUUGGUGACAGCAAAAUCAUCGAAAAUAACAAUGAACAAGUAUUAAUCUUCGAUAUAAUUCAAAGUUUUAUAUGCUAUCUAUACAAUAUGAAUGAUAUCAACGAUGUUGAUGCUGCUAGGCUACAAAUGUUUAUUAAUUCGUAUACAGUAUCUGAUGUGAACGAAGCUUUUAAUCGAAAAAAGUUGCAAAAUUUCGAUGCUAGCUGUUUACCACCUUGCAAAAGUGAGCUAUUGCAGCAAUUUUUGCGAGCGAAUUACAUAUGUAGCAUAUGGAACAACGCUCACUUACAAAAGCCAACAGCAUAUAAACCAGUAAAUAAUGGUUGGAUACUGGAAAAUGACCACUACUAUUUCAAAUGGUUUGAAGGAGAUCAAUUACCGAAUUAUGUCAGCGAAUCUCUAAAAACAGUUCCAGAAAACAAUGAAGAAGGCGAUAUUGAAGACGAUCAAUCCACAGAAUGGAAUAAUAGUGACGAGGAAUAUGGAUGUAUUGACGACGACGAUGAAAAUGAUGAAAAUGUUUAAAGAUUUAAUCAAAAUAGAUGUAUUUCCCUGUAACUUUUUUAUUUAAAAAAAAAUUUGCCCUUUGAUAUAAUAAACAAUAAAAUUUGAUUUACUUUAAUUCAUUGACUUUACAAUUUUGAUAGAAUUGAAAAUAAUAAACUUUCGUAAAAAUGAAAAAUAAUAUAAAUAAAAUUAUUACAGUUUCGAUAUGAUUGAAGUUGUAUUAGAACAAUUUUACUGAGUAUUGUUUUAAAUAUUUGUUAUUCAAACUGUAAAAAUUUAUUUAAUGAAAUUUCUUGAUUAAAAAAAAAAUAAACUGCACAAUUUGAACUUAAUAACAGUGGAUGCGCAGUGAAGGGCCGCAAUAGACCAAGCGCUCUGUCUCACUCGCACUAGUUACUGUAUACGCUUCUUGCUCUCCGAACUACUGCUCACUUUGAAUGCGUCUGGCAAGAUGAUAGAACCGUCGAAACUGUCCGGCUAUUAUGUAAACAUAGAUUAAUAGGCCCCCAAAACAUUAUAUAUAAAAUUUAGGUUUUAUAAUAUAACGUAAGUAUAAUUAUAAAUUAUAACAGUUUAAGGGUGUCCGGCAGAGGGUUGCAACCAUACCAACUGUCUGGCAAUGAGCAACGCGAGU